CAGACACAAUAUUUCAUUCUCCUCCGGACCAAAGAUGUAUCUGCAAAUCUCAGUUUUUCUUCUGUUCAGUCUUUUCACUGCAGGGCACUCUCUCAGAUGUUACGAGUGUAUGAGUCUGACGGGAUCCUGUACAAAUCAAAAUGCGACAACAUGUCCAAGUGGAUCUACCAAGUGCAUGACUAUGACAACCGUGGCAGAAGUUGGUCCCAUUAAGAUGACCAGUACAUCUAAAAUGUGUUCACCUUCAUGUGACCCUGGGACCCAACAGAUCGCGAUUGGGUCAGUAACAACCCAGUGCUGUGACACUGACCUCUGCAAUGCUGCAGAUGGCAUGUACAAGGCAAGCUUCCUGCUGCUGUUGUCUCCUCUGCUCUUCUACUUCCUGGUUCAGUGAAUACACUUCAGAUUCUACAGCUGCAGAAGAAACUGAAUGAUACACAUAUUUCUAUUCAUACUUUACUGAAUGAAGUGUGCAUGAUGUUCUGCUGUUCUUUGGUAAUCAUGAUUUGGGGAAAAGAAAAUCUGUAUUUUAAUAAACAUAUUAAACUAAAUUGUGCAUCAACACUGUAACAGACAAAUAACUAUUACAAUUUAAAUCAUUAAUAUAUAGAGAUUUCCAAUAUCUGCAGUAAUUUUGUAGCAUGCUCCGUCAAGACUAUGUAUUUCCCUUAUAUUUCCUCUUCCCCUUUCUUGUCAUAUAUUCAAAUGUGUAUUGGCCUAUAAAAAUAAAAUGAAUAACAGAAUGCAAUACAUAAUUAAUAAACAAAGUGCUAUAAUAACUUCUGCAAUAAAAUAUUUACAUAUAUUAAACAUUUCUCUGCAUUCUCCUUAAUUUAUUUUCAUUACUUCUGGUCUAGCUGGGUUUAAAGGUGCAGUAAGUGAUUUCUGAGAAACCAUGAUGAUAUUCGACAUCGACAC
Molecule: messenger RNA, 918 nt
Organism: Carassius auratus (goldfish)
Lineage: Eukaryota; Metazoa; Chordata; Actinopteri; Cypriniformes; Cyprinidae
Product: lymphocyte antigen 6B-like
Exons: 4
Coding region: 35-394 (119 amino acids)
Source: RefSeq, a predicted model, not a curated record